This is a messenger RNA of Knipowitschia caucasica, 1449 nucleotides long. Lineage: Eukaryota; Metazoa; Chordata; Actinopteri; Gobiiformes; Gobiidae. The record is from the annotation of a GenBank genome assembly.
AUGGAGCUCCACAGUGAUGGAGCUCCACAGUUACGGAGCUCCACAGUUACGGAGCUCCACAGUUACGGAGAUCCACAGUUACGGAGAUCCACAGUUACGGAGAUCCACAGUUACGGAGAUCCACAGUUACGGAGAUCCACAGUUACGGAGAUCCACAGUUACGGAGAUCCACAGUUACGGAGAUCCACAGUUACGGAGAUCCACAGUUACGGAGAUCCACAGUUACGGAGAUCCACAGUUACGGAGAUCCACAGUUACGGAGAUCCACAGUUACGGAGAUCCACAGUUACGGAGAUCCACAGUUACGGAGAUCCACAGUUACGGAGAUCCACAGUUACGGAGAUCCACAGUUACGGAGAUCCACAGUUACGGAGAUCCACAGUUACGGAGAUCCACAGUUACGGAGAUCCACAGUUACGGAGAUCCACAGUUACGGAGAUCCACAGUUACGGAGAUCCACAGUUACGGAGAUCCACAGUUACGGAGAUCCACAGUUACGGAGAUCCACAGUUACGGAGAUCCACAGUUACGGAGAUCCACAGUUACGGAGAUCCACAGUUACGGAGAUCCACAGUUACGGAGAUCCACAGUUACGGAGAUCCACAGUUACGGAGCUCCACAGUUAUGGAGAUCCAAAGUUACGGAGAUCCACAGUUAUGGAGAUCCACAGUUACGGAGCUCCACAGUUACGGAGCUCCACAGUUAUGGAGAUCCACAGUUACGGAGAUCCACAGUUACGGAGCUCCACAGUUACGGAGCUCCACAGUUAUGGAGAUCCACAGUUACGGAGAUCCACAGUUACGGAGCUCCACAGUUAUGGAGAUCCAAAGUUACGGAGAUCCACAGUUAUGGAGAUCCACAGUUACGGAGCUCCACAGUUACGGAGCUCCACAGUUAUGGAGAUCCACAGUUACGGAGAUCCACAGUUACGGAGCUCCACAGUUACGGAGCUCCACAGUUAUGGAGAUCCACAGUUACGGAGAUCCACAGUUACGGAGCUCCACAGUUAUGGAGAUCCAAAGUUACGGAGAUCCACAGUUAUGGAGAUCCACAGUUACGGAGCUCCACAGUUACGGAGCUCCACAGUUAUGGAGAUCCACAGUUACGGAGAUCCACAGUUAUGGAGUUCCACAGUUACGGAGCUCCACAGUUAUGGAGAUCCAAAGUUACGGAGAUCCACAGUUAUGGAGAUCCACAGUUACGGAGCUCCACAGUUACGGAGCUCCACAGUUAUGGAGAUCCACAGUUACGGAGAUCCACAGUUACGGAGCUCCACAGUUACGGAGCUCCACAGUUAUGGAGAUCCACAGUUACGGAGCUCCACAGUUAUGGAGAUCCAAAGUUACGGAGAUCCACAGUUACGGAGAUCCACAGUUAUGGAGCUCACGUCACUUCAGACUCUCUCUGAUGUCGAGUGAGGUUAAAAUCAUCAUUACUAGUCACGGCUGA